Artibeus jamaicensis (Jamaican fruit-eating bat) is the source of this 2722-nucleotide messenger RNA. RefSeq names its product synaptotagmin like 3 (gene SYTL3). Bases 99 to 1937 code for a protein of 612 amino acids. The record is from RefSeq and is a predicted model, not a curated record. Gene Ontology annotation, molecular function: small GTPase binding; neurexin family protein binding. Gene Ontology annotation, biological process: intracellular protein transport; exocytosis. Gene Ontology annotation, cellular component: plasma membrane; exocytic vesicle. Lineage: Eukaryota; Metazoa; Chordata; Mammalia; Chiroptera; Phyllostomidae. The transcript has 15 exons.
AAGAACGUGUGGUUGUUGCUGAACUCCCAGCUCAUCCACAGGACGGGCGCCAGCUCAUGGAGUGAAACGUCACCUUGGGUCUCAGAAGCGAGAGAGAGAUGGCCCAGGAAGUCAGCCUGAGCUCCUUCCAGGAAUCGGAAUGGGAGGUGAUUCUCCCGGUCCUGUACCGAGACCGGGCAGUUCAAAGCAUGGAGGAGGAGAGGAUACGGAAACUGAAGGCGCACCUGCAGCAGCUCCGGUGGAAAGGCGCGAGGAGCUCGGGCCAGGAGUACAGAGAGAAGUCGUGCGCCCGCUGCCGGCGUGCGCUGGGGCUGCUGCUGAACCGCGGCGCCGUGUGCCAGGGCUGCAGCCACCGCGUGUGCUCCCAGUGCCGUGUGUACCCGGGCACGCCCCGCGUCUGGAGGUGUACCGUGUGCUACGAGGGCAGAAACUCGAGAAAAAAAACUGGAGAAUGGUUCUUUGAGGAACGAGCCAAGAAAUUUCCAACUGAAGGCAGACCCGAGACGGCGGGAGCAAAGCUCUUGCAAUCUUAUCAGAAGCUGAGCAAAAUUUCCGUGGUGCCUCCCACCCCACCUCCACUCAGUGAAAGCUGGUGCAGCGGCAGCCCUGGCAGGUUACAGGAAUUCAGUCACCUCAAAGGAUUUAACAAGUCCGUGGAAAAUUUGUUUCUGUCUGUUACCACCCACGUGAAAAAGCUCUCCAAGUCCCAGAAUGAUAUGACCUCUGACAAGCAGCUCCUGAGCACAAGCCCCGUGCAGGGUGCGGCCUGGACGGAGAGAAGGAGCCAGUCGGACACUGCCAUCAAUGUCUCCACCAGGAAGGUCAGUGCGCCAGACAUCCUCCAAUCUCUCAACCGAGGGAGUCCCAAAUGCCCUGCUUACCCUGUGUUGGGGCAAGGAAAUCUCUUAUUCCAUCCAACAACGCCCGGCCCUUUAUUUUCAGGAGGUUCGAGACAGGGAAGUGUAAUUAGCAUUAACAGCACUUGCACAGAGAUCGGCAAUUUUGAUGAUGCUAACGUCACCGGAGAAAUAGAGCUGGCCCUUCGGUACGACUCCAGGUCCCGGUCUUUGGAAAUCUGCAUCGAGGCCUGUAAGAACCUUGCAUACGGAGAGGAGAGGAAGAAAAGGUGCAAUCCGUACGUGAAGACCUAUCUGCUGCCUGACAGAUCCUCCCAGGGCAAGCGCAAGACUGGUGUCCAGAAGAACACGGUGAAUCCGACCUUCCAGGAGACCUUGAAGUACCAGGUGGAGCCCGCCCAGCUGGCAACCCGGUGCCUGCAGGUGUCUGUGUGGCACCUGGGCACGCUCGCUCGGAGAGUCUUUCUUGGAGAAGUGAUCAUCCCUCUGGCCACGUGGGACUUUGAAGACAGCACGACACAGGCCUUCCGCUGGCAUCCACUGCGGGCCAAGGCAGAGAAGCAUGAAGACAGCAGUUCUCUGAACCAUGGCGAACUCUCGGUCCGGGCCAAGCUCGUGCUGCCUGCGAGGCCCAGCAAGCUCCUGGAUGCUCAAGAAGGGACAGGCGAGGAGCCAUCAUGUGACGGUCAGCUCUGCUUGGUGGUGCUGGGAGCCAAGGAUCUGCCUGUGCGGUCAGAUGGUACCCUAAACUCCUUUGUUAAGGGCUGUCUCACUCUGCCGGACAAGCGAAAGCUGAGGCUGAGGUCGCCCGUCCUGAAGAAGCAAGCGUGUCCCCAGUGGAAGCACUCCUUUGUUUUCGACGGGGUGAGCCCUGCCCAGCUGAGGCAGGCCAGCCUGGAGCUGGCGGUCUGGGACCAGGCCGCCUUCGGCCUGAGCGACCGCCUGCUGGGAGAGGCCAGCCUUGGUUCCAAGGAAGACCCUGCUGGCCGUGCUGGCUCAGGCUCACAGUCAAAGUGUCAGUGGCAGAAGGUUCUUUCCAGCCCCAACCUGUGGACAGACAUGACACUGGUCCUGCACUGAAGCCCAGGUGUCGGUGAGUGGCGGGUCCCAGUGGCACGCACACGGCUCGCCUGAGAAAUGGUGGCCACAUGGCGGCAAAGGCCCUCUGGAGGGAGAUGCGCCUCCACCUGCAGCUGGAAGGUUCUUCCAGAUCCCUCUGUGCAAGUGUAAGUCAGAGCAGUGAUCACUGUUACCUGAGGGAUGUGUCCCAGUUUCCAAUAAAUGCUGGUCAUCACCUCUGUUUCCCAGUGAAAUAUCAAUCAGUGAAAACUACAGCCCGGUGAUGUGGUUUCCAAGAAAAUAAAAAGGAGCCCAUCGCAUAUCUGAUCCCUCCCAUUCUACUGCAAAAGUUUCUGGAGGCAGGGCAGCCAACCCCAUGGAGACCUGGGGGUAGACUCCCCUCGAGGGUGGGUCAGUUCUACAGCUCCCACCCCAGGGACACCCAGCCCCACGAGGCACUGCUGCGGGAUGGCAGGGAGCCAGGCACACUGUGCUGAGCCUUGCCGCUCACGUCUGCAGUGGGGCUUCACCUGCACACGGCACCUUAACCAAAAACGACAAGGCAGAGCAGGUGAGGAAGGGCACAAAUGGGCAGAGCGGGAGCUGCUGCCACACUCACGGCCCCCCAGGGACAAGGCAGGUUCCUGGGGGGGCCGGCAAUCGCCGGGUCAGAGUGCGCCUUUGCGGCUGGAGUUGGAGUCAAAAGUGUGUGUGCACUUUUCAAACAAGACGUGUGGGUGGAAAACUGAACUGGCAGGAACGUUUGCCGCACGAAGCCCACGGAGAGUGUGAAAGGGCCAUUUUCA